ACCCGUCUCCUGUGACUCCUCAGCUCAGUCCCACAAUCCUCAGCACUGGGACUUAUCAGCUGUGACUAAGCACCAAGUAGCACCCAACUCAUUAACCCCCCAGGCCCCUGAACUUAUUCAACAACUCCCCGCAGUGUCUGACGGACCCGGGAGUUUACACGUUGGUCCCACAAGGUUCUACUGAGGCUGAAAACGAUGUGACCAGAACCCCCCAGAGGGGCUGCAAUUAGUUACUAAAGGAUGUGCUUCUGCCCCAAUCUUCUCCUGCUGGGCCUCAUGCUCUUGGGCACUUCUGAUGGAGAGAUUUGCCCGGCUCCAUGUCAGUGUUCCAACAAGCUCAUUAUAGACUGCAGUCGCAGGGAGUUGCACAAGGUUCCGCUACUCCCGGGGGCCACUGAGGAACUGGACCUGCAGCAGAACCAACUGACCUCAAUCCCCCCGGGGGCGUUUGAUCAUCUCGUUGCCCUGAGGAAACUGAAUUUAUCCCACAACCCCCUGCACUGCGACUGUCAGCUCCGCUACCUGCACUUGUGGUUGGACAGUGAGGGGCUCAACUCUGGCGCCGUCUGCCUGACACCCCCCAACCUGAAUGGGAAACCCCUGGCCCUUGUGGCCCCCACACUAUUGACUUCCUGCUCUGGGACAUUGAACCUCUGCUCCCACUUCCUGGUCACAAACACUUUCCUCUUCCUCUUCCUCUUCCUCCUCCUCUUCCUCAUGGUCUGGAGUCUGAGAACUUUCCAGGGGAUGAAAUUCAGGAUCAAAGUCAAUGAGAACGAGAUGAAGGUGCGAAAGAAUUGGACCCCAGUCAUGGGCUCCCUGAAAAGGCGAUUUCAUUUCUCUGUGAAUUCCUGUUAAUUUCCCUUUCCCUGAAUAAAGUCCCGGGUUAUGAAAA
Messenger RNA from Xenopus laevis (African clawed frog), 895 nucleotides. Its product is annotated as platelet glycoprotein IX. The record is from RefSeq and is a predicted model, not a curated record. NCBI's taxonomy places the organism in Eukaryota, Metazoa, Chordata, Amphibia, Anura, Pipidae. The transcript is spliced from 2 exons. Bases 241 to 858 code for a protein of 205 amino acids.